UCUACCUGAAAAAUGUAGUUAAGUAUCAACUGGAGAUUACUGAGGUCCACAUACUCGUAGAUCAUCUAAUAAUUUCUCAAGGCAAGUGUGGACAGAUAAAGAUAAUUUUGUUGACUUAUCAUCACAAAUCAACAUUGGAUGUAUAAUAUAUACAGCAAAUUACUCAACUUAUUAUACUAUCUUAGAGGAAAGACAGUACUCAAUGGAUGCAACACUACUCAAUGUGAAAUCAGUAUAUUCCUUUGCUGUCCUGCUAUUGCUAAGCAUCAAAUCACUUGAUACAAAGGCACAAUCACCCAACUACAUGGGAGAUGACUGCCAUAACACCACCCAAAAACCUCUCAGCGGUGAAUACCAAACCAACCUUAACAGCAUACUCUCAUGGCUAUCCACAGAUGCAGCCACAAGCAAAGGUUAUAACCACUACAGCUUUGGCAACAGCACCUCUGGAAAUCAUGCUGUGUAUGGCCUCUAUGAUUGCCGCGGCGACGUGGUUGGAUACUUUUGCCAAUUCUGUGUCUCUACUGCUGCCAGAGAAAUUCUUCAGCGCUGCCCCAAUGGAGUGUCUGCUUUCAUAUGGUAUGAUUUCUGCAUGCUAAAGUACUCUAAUGAAAACUUCUUUGGGAAUGUUACAGUAGACCCAUCAUGGCAUGUUGUUGGAACAAAAGAUGUGUCUAGUGCAGAAGAGAUUCAGAAAGGUGAAGAUUUUAUGAGAAGUUUGAUCAGAAAAGCGACUCUGGUGACCAACCAGUUGUACUAUAUGGGUGGCUUCAAUUUGAGUUCCUCUCAGAGAAGGUAUGGCUUGGUGCAAUGCAGUAGAGAUCUCACAAAUGAGGGGUGUAGACAAUGUUUGGAGACCAUGUUAGCACAAAUUUCCAAAUGUUGUGAAAAAAAGUUGGGGUGGUUUGCUGGGUCUGCAAGUUGUCUCAUGAAGUAUGAUGACUACAUGUUCUACCUUUUUCACAACCAAUCAUCUACAGUUCCUGAGGCAUAUAGAAAAAUAGCUAAACAAGGGAUUAAGAUGUCAAAAAUCUUGAUCAUUAGCUUCAGUGUGAUUGGGUCAAUAACUCUACUAUGUUUCAGUGUUUAUUGCUUCUGGUGCAGGAGUCGUCCUAGAAAAGAUGGACUGAUACCUCACACAGUUCGUCUAUCCUCAUAUCAAAAUGUUCAAACUGAGGAAACAUUGAAUCCAGACCUGCCUACAAUCCCAUUAAUCGCAAUUCAGCAGAGUACUGAUAACUUUUCAGAAGCAUCUAAACUAGGGGAAGGUGGAUAUGGCCCUGUUUACAAGGGAAUUCUACCAGAUGGAAGACAAAUUGCGGUCAAAAGACUCUCACAAGCUUCUGGUCAAGGCUCAGAAGAGUUCAAGAACGAAGUAAUGUUUAUAGCUAAAUUGCAACAUCGCAACCUUGUAAGACUUUUGGCAUGCUGCUUGGAGGAAAAUGAAAAGAUACUUGUAUAUGAGUAUUUGUCGAAUGCAAGUCUCAACUUUCACCUGUUUGAUGAUGAGAAGAAAAAGCAACUUGAUUGGAAACUAAGAUUAAGCAUUAUCAAUGGAAUAGCAAGAGGUAUUUUAUACCUUCACGAGGACUCUCGACUUAGAGUAAUUCAUAGAGAUCUCAAAGCUAGCAAUGUUCUAUUAGACCAUGAUAUGAAUCCCAAAAUAUCAGAUUUUGGACUGGCAAGAGCAUUUUCAAAGGGCCAGAAACAAGCAAAUACAAACCGAGUAAUGGGCACUUAUGGAUACAUGGCUCCAGAGUAUGCUAUGGAAGGAUUAUUUUCGGUGAAAUCUGAUGUUUUCAGCUUUGGAGUUCUUGUUCUAGAAAUUAUUUGUGGGAAAAAGAACAGUGGAUUCUAUCUAUCAGAAUGUGGACAAGGUCUUCUUUUAUAUGCUUGGAAAAUAUGGUGUGCUGGAAAAUUUUUGGAACUAUUGGAUCCAGUGCUGGAGGAAUCUUGCAUAGAGAGUGAAGUUGUGAAGUGCAUACACAUUGGUCUGUUGUGUGUUCAAGAAGAUGCAGCAGAUAGACCAAACAUGUCCACUGUUGUUGUAAUGCUAGCAAGUGACACAAUGGUCCUUCCAAAGCCAAACCGACCAGCUUUUUCAGUUGGAAGAAUGGCAUUAGGGGAUGCAUCAACUUCAAAAAGUUCCAAUAAACAUUCUAUUAAUGAUAUAACAAUAUCUAACAUUUUACCAAGGUAAUUGAAACUAGGAUACAAACAUCUUUCCCUUGUUGCUUCUGAAUUAUAAUCAAACUAGAAUACCAAAUAAGAAGGAAAUGAAGACUUUCCAGUUUUUUUUUUCUUCUGAAAUCAGACUAAAUCAUGUUGACCCAAUGCUGGUUAGAAAAAUAUAUAGGUAAAAAAAUAAGCUUUUCCAUUGUACUAUAUCCAUCUUGUAAGAUAUUGAAGAGCUUCUAGCAAAUCAGAAGCAUUUUCUGUUUUA
Glycine soja is the source of this 2443-nucleotide messenger RNA. RefSeq names its product cysteine-rich receptor-like protein kinase 10. The coding region runs from base 203 to 2200 and encodes 665 amino acids. Gene Ontology annotation, molecular function: protein serine/threonine kinase activity; ATP binding. Gene Ontology annotation, biological process: protein phosphorylation. The record is from RefSeq and is a predicted model, not a curated record. NCBI's taxonomy places the organism in Eukaryota, Viridiplantae, Streptophyta, Magnoliopsida, Fabales, Fabaceae. The transcript has 7 exons.